UCACGUUGAUCUUCAGGGGCGAUCCACAUUCCGUCCGCAUCCACCCAAACGAGCCCCCUUAACAGCUUCCACAGGUGCUGAAAAGACCGAAAGAACCGAUCUGAAUACAGAAACAGCCGACGGACCACGAACAACAACUGCUAGAAUAAGCGAAGCCGCUCUAAAAGAUAAAGCUAGCUAUAUUCGUUUGAACAGGUUGGUUAGAGAGAAGAACAGCCAGGUGGCCGAGUUACAGUACGAGAUUGAGAGGCUCAGUGGGUUGCUCCAUGACCUUCGAUCACAGCUUGAGACUAAGAAUUCGUCUAUGCGAGAGCUUGAAGAGGAACUGCGGAAUAUUCGAGAGCAAGCCGAUGACGCUCAUUACCAAGGAAAGAUUGAGCUGAUCAAUAAGCAGCUAACAGUACUUCAAGCAGAGAACGAGGUUCUCAAAGAGGCCAAUGAGCGACUGGUAAAACAGUGA
Molecule: messenger RNA, 460 nt
Organism: Strongylus vulgaris
Lineage: Eukaryota; Metazoa; Nematoda; Chromadorea; Rhabditida; Strongylidae
Source: the annotation of a GenBank genome assembly